AUGGCGAACCACCCAGGCGAGGAAAACGUAGCGACGCUUUUUGGAGACAUCCACUACUUCUACGGUCCUCCCGACCACAGCCCGCCGCAUCACCGCUUCGACAAGGGCUCCUACGUCUACCUCUUUGAGAAUGCCAACGACCGCCGCGCGCGCAUCGAGAUUGCGAACAAGGCCGGCACCGAAGAGCAGGACUCCUUUGACGGCUUCCUCGACAAGACGCAGGUCAAAUAUUCCUACCGCCACCAAUGCCUCGUCUCCCUGACCGUGGGAGAGGCCAGUGACCCCAACGAGUGGCACCUCCCGACCUUUGACCCCCACAACCAGAACAAGUACCACUACCCGCUUCACUCCCUGGACAUUUAUUUCUGGACGACAAAGGACGCGCUGCAGUUCCUGAACGGCAUCCGCCGGGUUCUGCCUCAGCAGCAGGUCGACGUCGAGGAGGAACCGGCGCCUCCCCCGCACCCCACCGACGCCAGCUCCGUGGUCCAGCAGCUCGAGACCAUCGCCAUAACCGAUCCCACGUACACGUCGCCCAUUGCCGCCCAGGUCGCUCCCAUUCCUCAGGCGCCGCCUCUGUCCGCCGUGUCCAACGAGCCCGCGCCGCAGACAAGCUAUGCGCCCAUCCCCUACAACCCCGCGGCCCCUGCUGCGCCCGAGACCAUCCGUCACCGAGAGAAGACGCCGCCCCCCGAUGACGGCAUCGACCCCCUUGCCCAGGCCAUAGCCUACGACAACCAGGCGCCCUUCUCGCCCGGCUUCGUUCCGCCUCCCGGCUUCCUCCCAGGCCAGCAGCCCGGUCUCGCCAGCCCUGGCCUUCCCCCGCCGCCCUCGGUCUUUGGCGCCCAGCCCGGCCUUCAGCGCUCGCAGACCAUGCCCGUGCAGCCCGCUGUUGUCGCGAGCCCCUUCAACGCCGCCUACACCGCCGCUGCUGGGUUCCAACCGCCGCCGCCGCCGCCGCCGCCUCCCCCUGGCGGUCCGCAGCCCCAACAGCAGCCCCUGCAACAGCAGCAGCAGCAAGUCGCGACACCGCCCGUCCAUACCGAGACCUCGCCGCCCCCGCUGCAGGCCUCGCCCCCGACGGGCGGCUACUCGUCGUACGCCUACACGCACCAGCCGCAGCAGCAGCCUGACACGUCCAUCUACGCGAUGCACCAGCAGCACUACCAGCCCACCGAGGCCGAGGCGCACAAGUACAAGGGCCGGAAGGAGCCGACGGGACGGCUCGAGGCCAAUGCUGGGCGGUUGGAGAGGGGCAUGACCGGCAUGUUUAAGAAGUUUGAGAAGAAGUUUGGGUGA
Verticillium dahliae VdLs.17 is the source of this 1299-nucleotide messenger RNA. RefSeq lists its product as uncharacterized. The record is from RefSeq and is a predicted model, not a curated record. Lineage: Eukaryota; Fungi; Ascomycota; Sordariomycetes; Glomerellales; Plectosphaerellaceae. The coding region runs from base 1 to 1299 and encodes 432 amino acids. The transcript has 3 exons.